Molecule: messenger RNA, 1881 nt
Organism: Saprolegnia parasitica CBS 223.65
Lineage: Eukaryota; Oomycota; Saprolegniomycetes; Saprolegniales; Saprolegniaceae
Exons: 6
Coding region: 1-1881 (626 amino acids)
Source: RefSeq, a predicted model, not a curated record
AUGUCGCAUCGCAACCUCUUGUUCGUGUCUGCUCACUCGUCCGCACCCGCGCAGGUUGGAAGGCGCGGGCACGUCAUUGACGCGAGCUUCAAGGCGAAAACCAACUUGAUUCUGAACGACCUCGACUCGAUGGCCACGUCGCAGUUCUCCGAUCUCGUCAUGCGGCAUCGCGCACGGGUUCUGGACGCCAACGGACACAUCAAGACGCGCUGGGACGUGGUCGUGCUCUUGGCGCUGCUGGUGUUUCUGAUUUUGCUGCCCCUGGACGUGUGUUUUGACAUUGUGACCAUCUCGCCCACGUGCUUGACGCUGCAGGCAAUGAUUGACUUGACGCUGCUCCUCGACAUUGCCGUGACCUUCCGCACGUCGCGGCGCGAUGCCACCACCCAAGCGCUCGUCGUCGACGCCACCGAAGUCGCCAAAUCGUAUCUGUUUAGCCGCAGCUUUGUCAUUGACGUGCUCUCGUCGAUCCCAAGCGCGUACUGGGUCACUGAUCGCGUCCAAUUGAAACGGGUCGUGCAAGCCACGCGCCUCCUCUUCCUCUUUCGGCUCUACCGGCUAUCGCAGGCCGAUGUUGUGGGCCGCGUCGAGCGUCGGCUAUCCCUGCUGAUCCACCCCGUCUUUGUGCGCUUGGCCAAAGUUGUGCUGCUCUAUAUUGCCCUGCACCACUAUCUCGGCAGCCUCUACUACUUGAUCGUGUGCUACGAAGUCGGCGUUUACGACAAGCACCUCGAGAAAAUGUGGCCCAUUCCAUUCUCGUUCGACGACCCGCUCUGGGUGCAGUACGUCGGCGCGUUCUUCCAAGCGUUCUCGCUCACGAGCGGGUCGUCGAUUUUGGCGAUCACCAAAGUCGAGCGCAUCUUUAGCUUUGUCGGAUUUGCUAUUGGCAUGAUUGUCAAUGCGUGUAUCUUUGGUAUCGUCGCGGGCUUGAACGAGCAGCUCCACACGUCGUCGGACGAGCGCCAGUACCACACGGCGACGGUCGCGUCAUUACUGCGGGAUCAAAACGUCGACAACGAUGUCCAACAAGCGAUUUACGACUACUACAGCUCGACGUCGGGCGGCGAACUCUUGGCGCACGACACCAACAAGAUCUUUACACCGGCGCUGCCGAGCAAAGUCGAGCUCCUCUUGCGCCACCACCUCCACCGCGACGUGGUCGCAAAAGUGCCCUUUUUAAAAACGCUCGCGCCCGAGCAAGUCAUGGCACUGCUACUCAUGAUGACCGAGAGCAUUGCGGUACCUGGCGAGGCAAUCGUCAAAGCCGGCGAGAUGGCCCACGCGUUCUACAUUAUUGAAACCGGCCUCGUUCGUGUGCUUGACGCGCGAGGCAAUGUGCUCGCGACACUCGGACCUGGCGGGUACUUUGGCGAAGUGAGUUUGAUGACGAACGAGCCAACAACCGCCAAUUGCAUUGCGCAAACGUACUGCAAACUCAACUUACUGCUCAAAGUACACUUUGACGCGUUCACGCAAGCCAACGAAGGCCUCAAGUCGUACCUUAACGAGACCAAGACCAAGCGGCUGCAAGUGUCGGCGAGUACCGCCAAGCAGCCGAUUCUGCUGCUACGAACGCGCGCGCAGCCGAAACCAACGUUUAUGGGGCAGCUCUUCGCCCGGCAGGUUGCGAGACGCUUGGCGCGCCGCCAGCGCCAAUUCAUACGCCUCCUCUCUGUGCACCGCGAGUCUGUGCAGCGCGAGUCGGUCAAAGGAUCUGGUGCGCGAUGGAGCCAAGUGUCGCGACGCAGUCAAGCGACGCCGACUGCUUCUUUCGUCUCGGCAAGCGCGUUGCAAACGCACCUGGUCGCCCUCUCGCACGCUCGAGCGCGCUCCCUCGUGCGGCUCCAACGCAUUUCACGAAGCGCGAUCGAGGCCGAUUGA